CACAUGCGCAGCCAUGAAUCCCUUGGGCGCCAAAGACGGCCCAGCGUAUCAAGGAGAUUUGGCUGAGGUGCAAAGAUUGUUGGAACUCAAGAUGGAUCCAAAUGAGACCUGUGAGCCACAUGGGUCCUCAGCCGUUCACCAGGCAGCAAUGAAAGGGCACACCGAAGUCCUGCGUCUUCUGCGAGACUUUGGCGCCGACCUGUCAGCCCCAGAUGGCCGGAUGCUGACAGCUGCACACUUGGCAGCUGAUGCUGGGCACGUGGAGGUGCUUCGCUUGCUGCACAAACUGCAGCUGCCCCUCCUGGCACCAGAUGGUAGUGGAAAAACCGCGCUCCACCGUGCGGCAGCCUCUGGUCAUGUGCCUAUCCUGGAAUUUUUCCAGGCUUUGGACGUGGAUCUCUUGACACCUGCAGAAAAUGGCAAGACGGCAGUGCACUAUGCAGCGCAGGCUGGACAGAAUGAAGUUCUUCGGUACCUACCUCCAAGCUGCAGCAAAAAAAUCUUGCAGCUCACAGAGAGCAUCUUGAGGGGCGAGAAGCCGCGAAGGCCCAUUCUCGCUGAACACGUUGCACGGCGGACAUGGGUUGAUGUGGAGGAAGAAGGACCUUGAAAGGCUGAACGUCUGAAUUGUGUCAUUACCUUGUAAUCCUGAUAUUAGUGGGGGAAGAGAUUAGGUACAUUUGCCUCCAAAUAUCGCAUUCCUUUGUCGAUUCGCAAAUGUGUUUCUGUUUUGGGGUACUUCGAGAUGUUUCAGGCAGUUGUCAGGUCUCCUAAAAUCCCUGGGCACAAAGAUAUGCUGGCUGUGCUGCCUGUGCUGGGCCGUUCCCAGCUCUGUGUGGGUUUCACCUUGGCCCGGCCCUGAAACGUGGGGCUGUCCAAGUCAAAUUCCCGCGACUAAAAAGGUAAUUGUCCCUGAAAAAAAA
Molecule: messenger RNA, 923 nt
Organism: Cladocopium goreaui
Lineage: Eukaryota; Dinophyceae; Suessiales; Symbiodiniaceae
Source: the annotation of a GenBank genome assembly